This is a messenger RNA of Gopherus evgoodei (Goodes thornscrub tortoise), 4869 nucleotides long. It is a transcript of the gene IDH3B, whose product is annotated as isocitrate dehydrogenase (NAD(+)) 3 non-catalytic subunit beta. NCBI's taxonomy places the organism in Eukaryota, Metazoa, Chordata, Testudines, Testudinidae. Gene Ontology annotation, molecular function: NAD binding; magnesium ion binding; oxidoreductase activity, acting on the CH-OH group of donors, NAD or NADP as acceptor. Gene Ontology annotation, biological process: tricarboxylic acid cycle; isocitrate metabolic process. Gene Ontology annotation, cellular component: mitochondrion. Bases 141 to 1292 code for a protein of 383 amino acids. The transcript is spliced from 12 exons. The record is from RefSeq and is a predicted model, not a curated record.
GCACAAGCACGUGGCCAGCGAGGGAGCCCCGCCCCCUCAGCGCUACUGCCUCGGCGGAGACGUCAGUCGGAAGUGACGUAUUUGUGCUGGGCUCAUGGUGUCGUCAUUUCCGGAGCUGCUUGGCCUUGUGGGAUUGUAAGAUGUCGGCGAUCAGCGUCAGGGCAGUUGCCGGGGCUCUUCUGCGCGCCCAGGGUCGCGGGGCCUGGAGGACCCUCAGUGCCUCCGCUGCCCCCCAGCAGACACUACGAAGCCAGACAGAGAAACAUGAAGGGCUGUUCAAGGUCACCAUGCUGCCUGGAGAUGGGGUUGGCCCGGAGCUCAUGCAUUCUGUCAAAGAGGUGUUCAAGGCUGCUGGUGUCCCUGUGGAGUUUGACGAGCACCACCUGAGCGAAGUGCAGAACAUGGCAUCAGAGGAAAAACUGGAUGAGGUUGUCGACUCUAUGAAGGAGAGUAAAGUGGCCAUUAUAGGAAAGAUCCACACUCCCAUGGAGUACAAAGGAGAACUGGCUUCCUAUGACAUGAGGCUCCGGCGCAAGUUAGACCUGUUCGCCAAUGUUGUCCAUGUAAACAGUUUACCUGGUUUUAAAACACGACACAACAACUUGGAUCUUGUGAUCAUCCGGGAGCAGACAGAGGGGGAGUACAGCUCUCUGGAACAUGAGAGCGUGAAGGGAGUCAUUGAGUGCCUGAAGAUCAUCACCCGGGACAAGUCGCAGCGCAUCGCCAAAUUCGCCUUCGACUACGCCACCAAGAAAGGGCGUUCAAAGGUCACAGCAGUGCACAAAGCCAACAUCAUGAAGCUGGGGGAUGGGCUCUUCCUCCAGUGCUGUGAAGAGGUGGCAGAAUUGUAUCCCAAGAUCAAAUUCGACACCAUGAUAAUUGACAAUUGCUGCAUGCAGCUGGUGCAGAACCCCCACCAGUUCGAUGUCCUGGUCAUGCCAAACCUGUAUGGAAACAUCAUUGAUAACCUGGCUGCUGGCUUGGUGGGAGGCGCCGGUGUGGUUCCCGGAGAGAGUUACAGUGCUGAGUAUGCAGUGUUUGAGAUGGGUGCCCGCCAUCCCUUUGCCCAGGCCGUGGGCAGGAACAUUGCCAAUCCCACUGCCAUGCUGCUUUCCGCCGCCAACAUGCUGCGGCAUCUCAACUUGGAAUAUCACUCCAAUGUGAUCUCCGAUGCGGUGAAGAGGGUGAUUAAAGUCGGUAAAGUUCGGACGCGGGACAUGGGCGGUUACUCCACCACCUCGGACUUCAUCAAGUCUGUGACUGACAACCUGCACCCACACUAUGGUGUCUAGGUCCCCACCUGAGUGUGGGAGUUCCUUGGACUUCACUUUGUUCUCCAGCACCCAUUUCUAGCGUACAAACCGAAUGGACCUUUCUCGCCCUGCUCCCACCCCUAGGGGAGAACCUGAAUCAUGUCACCCGCUCUUAGGCUGCCGAGCCAACCUGCCAGCCUGAAACAGCAACCCAAAGAGGGAAGGGACUUGCCUCUCCUCCAGCCUAGUUAUGUUACCAACCUCAAUCAUGGUCAGAUGGUCACCACAAAGAGAUGUGGUCUGAGUGCCUGGGGUCUGAUCCUGGCUGUCCUACUGGUUCAUUGUGCAGCCUGGGCCAAGCCAGUUCACCUCUCUCAGCUUCCCUCUCUGUGCAGUAGGGACAGUGCACGGGAGUUCAGGGUCAGCUAGUUCACAUUUGUACCAUGCUUUGCAGCUGAGAGAGGACAAACCCUAAAUAUUCCACUGCUGCUCCAGCUAAGGCCCCCCUGCAGUGUGGCUGACUGGGGUUGUUACGUCCAGGUGGUCUCGUCUUGUCCCUGAUGGCAGAUGCUCCUGCAGCACCAAACUCCAGAGGGGCCGUAGCUUGGGACCACCCAGGGUGGAGACCCCUGUCCACAAAGUGACAAAUGAAGUCUAGUAUUGGCUUGGAGGGAAGCAGAAUUUUAUCCCUGUUAAUGUGAACAGUGGAAAAGUAGGAAAUUUACAUCUCUUUGUGUGGGGGGGGGGGGAGUGGGGAGAAAGCUUUAUGUCCUUCUAACUUCAUCCUCCUCUCAAGGAAAGAUGCUUUCCCUACUCGGUUAGCAAUAAAAUUCAGCCCUGGCCUUGGACAGAAGUCUUAGGCACUGAGCAGCACUAAAGGGCAGCAGGCCUGGCCCGCUCCUCCCAGCUCAGAAAGGCACCCCCUAGGCAGGCUGGCACUCCAGGAGACAUUGAUCUUCCCAGCUGACGCAGACCAUCCUUGGGGCUGGGUCUGUAUCUCCAGUCUGCUGUCCUGCCAACCAGCCUCCCUGACAAAGCUCAGGCCCUUCCUCAGGCUGGCUGCUGGGGAGUGCUCUAGGCCAGUUCACGUGCCCCCCUCUGGUGUGCUUCCGAGCAGCGUGCAGUCCCAAUUACUGUAGCAUCGUCCUGCCUGUCGUGCAUGCUGCCGCCCAGCGUCGUUCACUGCAACUCAGCGCGUGCUGGGCAGCCUGUCCCCUUGCAUUCAGAUGGGGCUAAGCUGUGGGGUGCACCGGGGAGAGGCGGGGGGUCAUGAAGAGCAUGGGGCCCUGCAGUGACUUGUCGCAUUCCCCAAGACAGCAGAACAGCUGCUCUAGCCAGACCUCUAAGGAAGAAGAGGCCAGGCUGCAUGCAUCAGAAGGGAGGGGUUUCCUGGGCCGCACAUUUAAAAUGUGGUGUGAAUGAUGCACUUGCUGCUUUGCAUGCAUGGCGUGCACUGGUGUCAUUGACGCUGGAUGCCAGCACCUCCCUGUGCAGGCAGUCGUGCUCAGAAAACACACUCAUGAGUGCACGUGUGCUAGUGGGAGCUUCUGAAACACUGGUCCUAACCAGGAGGUCUGGCUUUGAAGGGCUAAGGGACCAAGACUUCUUCCCUGGGUAGAAUUCCAGCGGGGCCAGGGUGGGAGACCCAAAGGACCCUAACAGCAAGGCUGCAGGUAGCUUGUAGGUCGUGGAUUAGGCAAGUGGGCUGUGCCAGGCAUACACCUCUCUCUGGCCCCUAUGCGGUGCUGGGCCGCUGCCAUGCAGGCUGGGAGCUCACUUCAGGACAUGCAGGAUGUAUUUAUUGGGCUUUGUAGUAAUGCUCAUGAAUAAAUUGUCAAACUCGCCCCUCCUGCCCUGCCUCUUCUCAGGCGCUGCGUGUCUCCGGGAGUUCUAAUUCCAGCCCUGCAUGCAGGGCUCUCCCCAGCAUGUUACGGGCCUGGCAAGAGGCAUCCUCCUCCCUCGGCCCUGCCCUGGUAGGCCAGAGCAGGAGCCAGAUUGCUGCAGAGUGAGAACCCAGCCGUGCUGAGCCCGGAGGGAGGGAGGGAGUCGGCCCCAGCAGGAGAGCAGCUCCUCAGCUGUACUCUUUUCCUGUUGGCUGGAGCUGUGGAAGUGAAAGCAGUGCCUCUGGGAGCCGGCCAAGGAUGGAGUAGGCCUGGGUCUCUGUGUGGGUUGUAGGGAUUGGCCCAAUACCUCUGCUAGAUGUAGUGAUUCCUGCUGAGAGGUGGGGGGAGUCCGGUGCCUUGGGAGCAGGAGAGCCUGGUACGCUCCAUCCCUGGAGGUCUCUGCCUGUCAUUUAGCAAGUGUGCAGUGUGUGUGUGCAGGUGUCAAACACGUGCCUAGGACCCUGGUUACAGACCAGAGCCCCAGCCUGCCUGGUGCUGUACACAGAACAAAAAAAUGGUUCCUGUGCAUUUAAGACCAGGCAGGUGGAGAAUGCAAGAAACCAAUGAGAGAGUAUUGAUAGGCCGUGGUAUCAGCGCCCCAGCAGCCUAACCAGCGUCACAGGAGUUCUUUUGCUGGGGUCCCAGCAAAGGAGAGAGGUGGAGGAGGAUGAGGUGGUUUUGUGGCUGUUUACAGGGCUCUCCUAAGGGGGAGGGCAGCAGAAGAGACAGCAGCCUAGGGCUCCUUUGAAAAUGUAGCAUUGGGUGAUGGACGCUGAGCUCAUGGGCUGAUAGGUCGGGUAAGGACAGGCUGAGAAGGGCCUUGAUGUGCCAGAGGAGCCAGGGGAGGUGUACGGCAGCCUAGGAAAAUGAGCCCCAGCAGCACUGCAUGGGUCGAGGUGGGGCAAGAGGGCAUGUGGGGAGGCUGGAGAGAAGGGCCUGGCAGUGAGCGAGAGUGAGACUGGGAGAGGAAGGCUGAGAGGGUGGAGCUGGGUGGACAGCAGAUGGCAUCAGCAGGGAGGAGAGAUGAGGCAGGAGCAGGCGAAAAGCCACCCCCCUCCCCCCCACACACACACAGUCUGCCCUAGGUCAGGGAGCCCGCUGCAGAGGCUGCAUCAGCCAGAGGGACCCAGGUGUCCUGUGCUCCAGGCCUGCUGCCCAUGCAGCAGCUUCACCCAGGGUGGGGUGGGGGGGGCACAAUGGGCGUUUUCAGAUUUGGGGGGACCAGGGCUACUGCCAGUCAAAGCAGGGGGUGUGUCCAUCCACACACACACCCCCUGUGGGUAGCCUUGGGCCAGCCCUGUGCUGCUGGCAGUGGUCUGCAGCUGGCAGGAGGAACAGCUAUCUCCUAGCAGCCGCUAGCAUGGGGGAAAGCCAGCGGAGCCGGCUGGAGCCCAGCCCUCAGCCGUUCCUGUGUCGAAAGGCCUGGCCUCGGUGCAGUGCAGAAUGCACUGAGGGCUCCUGCAUGUACCUGUCUGUGCCAUACUAACAGGUCCCACCCCUCUCUCUGCAGGUGCGCACGGGAGACAUGGGCGGAUACGCCACAUCUGUUGACUUCACCCAGGCUGUGAUGGCAGCCCUGGCUGACUAGGCCCCACAGAAGCUGCUGUUCCUCCUGCUUGCUAAUCCUCACUGCUUUGAAUCCAGCUGCCUGGUAAUUUGUAGCCUUCAAGGGGGAGCAUCCCCCUGCACAGGCCUGUCUGUGUCAUGCACAAUAAAGCAGCCUGCAGGCCACA